Anopheles darlingi is the source of this 2026-nucleotide messenger RNA. RefSeq names its product adenylyl cyclase-associated protein 2 (gene capt). Lineage: Eukaryota; Metazoa; Arthropoda; Insecta; Diptera; Culicidae. Gene Ontology annotation, cellular component: cytoplasm. Bases 191 to 1477 code for a protein of 428 amino acids. Gene Ontology annotation, molecular function: actin binding; adenylate cyclase binding. The transcript is spliced from 7 exons. The record is from RefSeq and is a predicted model, not a curated record. Gene Ontology annotation, biological process: cytoskeleton organization; cell morphogenesis; regulation of adenylate cyclase activity.
UGCCUUUGAGAAAAAACCUUCACGGAAGGCUGUGAAAAGAUUUCACUUUUACCCGAGAUUUUGGAAAACUGCCGAAACGCCGAGUGGUACUUUCUUAAAGUGGAAACGCAUAGUGGAAAAAAGUUUUAUUAGCUCGAACCAGGCAUUAGUUAUCUCUUCAUAGGACGCUUUCGUAGUUCCAGAUAUAAUUAUGACAAUGAGUAUUGACGCCUACCAAGAUAUUAUGCACGGCCCACUUGUUAGCUUCUUGGAGCUUUCUAAAAAACUAGGUGGUGUAGUGGCAGAUCACGCUCAGUUCGUUAAAGAAGCAUUCGACGCCCAGUUUGAAUUUCUUAAAAAGGUUGCUGUCUCAAGCCCGCCCUCUAAUGUUGAUCUACAAAGUAUGUUGAAGCCUACAUCAGAGAAGAUUGCGACUAUUCAAGCAUUUCGCGAGAAAAAUCGUACAUCGCCGUUUUUCAAUCAUUUGUCUUCGAUCAGCGAAAGUAUACCCGCCCUUGGGUGGGUUUGUGUGGCUCCAGCACCUGGCCCAUAUGUUAAGGAAAUGAAUGAUGCGGGUCAAUUUUACAUCAAUCGUGUACUGAAGGACUGGAAAGAGAAAGACUUAAACCAUGUCGAAUGGGCCCGCUUGUGGAUCCAGACGCUUACGGAACUGCAGCAGUUUAUUAAACAGCAUCACACAACUGGACUUGUAUGGUCUGGUAAAAAUAAGUCUACUAUUUCAAGUGGAUCUGGUGUUCCUCCACCACCACCACCUAUUGGUGGUCUACCACCACCAAUACCCAUUGCUGAUUUAAAAGUUUCCGAUUUGGAGGAUGAUCGAAGCGCGCUAUUUGCACAAAUCAACCAAGGAGCAGAUAUUACGAAAGGAUUAAAGAAAGUGACUUCUGAUAUGCAAACUCACAAGAAUCCUAGUCUACGAUCGGGCCCAGCGCCAUAUAAGGCCCCACCAACCACAGUUGCCAAUGGUACGAGGUUGGUGUCUGCUCCAUCUGUUUUGAAGCAGCCAACUUUCUCUCGCGAUGGCAAAAAGUGGCUGAUCGAGUACCAGCAAAAUAAUGCAAACCUUUUAGUUGAGAAUGCUGAGAUGAAUAACGUAGUGUACAUGUACCGGUGUGAGGGUUCUACGUUGCAGAUUAAAGGCAAGAUCAACAGUGUUGUAAUGGAUUCAUGCAAAAAGUGUUCACUCGUUUUCGAUACUAUGGUUUCGUCAGCUGAAUUUAUCAACUGUCAAAGUGUGCAAAUGCAGGUUCUCGGAAAGGUACCAACAAUUUCUGUCGACAAAACAGAUGGAUGCCAAAUGUACCUCUCUUCACAAUCGCUUGGGGUUGAGAUUAUAAGCUCAAAAUCAUCUGAAAUGAAUGUAAUGAUUCCGAAAGGAACUAGUGGUGAUUAUACAGAGCAGCCAAUUCCGGAGCAAUUUAAAACUGUUGUAAAGGGAACGUCCUUAAGCACAAUUUGUGUUGAAAGCCUUGGUUAAUAUUCCUCCUGGAAAUUUAAUCAAUCUUCAACAUGUGCCGUGUGUGAACAGAGAUUAGUUUUUAUUGAGAAAACUCCGCUAACAUUUACAUACAUGGACAAGAAAUAAUGUUAGAAGUUGCUGAGUACCAAAUCGCAGUCAAAAAGCUAUAGAAAUGUCAGCAUCGAAAACAAAUGAAUUGCAAGACACAUUUUAAUGGGAUAUUGGCGUUUUUCAAAAAUAUUUUAUAUCAAGUAAAUGGUUUAGAAUCAAUUACAUGCGCAAUAAAAUCAAUGAAUAAUAAUACCUUCAAAGAUAAUUCUUAAAGUUUACUUCUGAAUGAUUUAAGUAAAGUUAAUCAUUUCAUUUCAUUUAUUAUUUGUACACUCUACUAAUAUAAAUUUUCACUCAUUUAUAUUUUAUAUUUCUGCACUAUUACACAAUUUGAAGACAGGCGCUUUAUAUUAGCCUACCUGACUUCGUUAGUUUCCAUAAUUUAAAAUUUUAUAAUGGACAGCAAAACGAUAUCGAUUGUUAAGUAUUAUCAUACUAUGUGGAAUUGAGAUGGUU